CGUACGUGCCCCGGAAGUUCUUGGGAGUCGGGUUAUCCGGGUCACCUUUGUUACAUCACGCCGGGAAGUUGAGCAGUCGAGUCUAGAGAUCGGUGAUCCGGGCGGAAUCUUUCCCCGGUGUGCGGACGCCAUGUUUUCGCUCAGCAGCACGGUGCAGCCGCAGGUUACAGUACCGCUGAGUUAUCUGAUCACAGCAUUUCACUCUCCCAAAACCGCAGCGUACCUCCCAAGCUCCUCCUCCCUGAAGGUCGUCCAGCGCGAAGUGACCGCUGACAGCGAGACAUACACCUCAGAGCCUGUUGUCAACCUCCGAGACCUGGGUUUAUCUGAACUGCGACCCGCACAGCUUGAUGAGAUCUUCACAAAGCUUCUUCCUGGCUUCUUUGUCAAUAAAGAGAAACCCUCAUCCCACUGGCACACAUCCCAUGUAUCUGCUCAGUCUUUCUUUGAAAAUAAAAAUGGCUAUUCCAGCACUUUAAGUCCUUUGCGUCCGCACCACCAGCAGCAGCGGAGACCACUGAAGCAAGUUUGUGCCGAGCUGCAGCACUGGCCAGUUUAUAUCCAGUCUCGGGGAUUCAGGACUGUCCAAGCCAAAGAUAGACGGCUUCAGUCAACCUCUGAACGUAUUGCAGCCACUGAAAGUUCUGCACCCUCCUUUAUGAAGGGUUUUUUGAUGAGAGAUAGGGUUCCAGAUGUGGAAAAUUUGGAAAAGAUUGUAAAAAGUAAGAAUGUCCCCGAAGGACAGCAGGAAGCAUUUAAGAAUGGCUUUGCAGAAGGUUUCCUGAAAGCACAAGCACUUACUCAGAGGACCACAGAGUCACUGAAGAGAACGCGGUACAUACUACUGGCUGUAUUACUACUUGGAAUCUAUGGCUUGUCCAAAACACCAUUUUUGUCAGUCCGGUUCCGGGCAACGUCUGGCCUUGAUGCAGCUGUAGAUCCAAUUCAAAUGAAAAAUGUAACUUUUGACCAUGUAAAAGGGGUUGAAGAAGCAAAGAAUGAGCUACAGGAAGUGGUCGAGUUCCUGAAAAAUCCACAGAAGUUCACUGUUUUGGGAGGAAAGCUUCCAAAAGGCAUUCUGUUGAUUGGACCACCUGGCACAGGGAAAACCCUCCUGGCUCGAGCUGUCGCCGGCGAAGCUGAUGUUCCUUUCUAUUAUGCAUCAGGCUCUGAGUUUGAUGAGAUGUUCGUUGGAGUUGGAGCCAGUCGCAUUAGGAAUUUAUUCAGAGAAGCUAAGAGCAAUGCACCCUGUGUUAUAUUUAUUGAUGAGUUGGAUUCAGUUGGAGGUAAAAGGAUUGAGUCUCCCAUGCACCCAUACUCCAGACAAACUAUAAACCAACUCCUGGCAGAAAUGGACGGCUUUAAACCGAAUGAAGGUGUUAUAAUCAUUGGCGCAACAAACUUCCCUGAAGCCUUGGAUAAUGCAUUGGUGAGACCUGGGCGCUUUGAUAUGCAGGUCACCGUGCCCAGGCCCGACGUGAAGGGUCGCACGGAAAUUAUCAAAUGGUACCUCAACAAAAUCAAAUAUGAUGAGUCGAUUGAAGCUGAAAUAAUAGCCCGUGGCACUGUGGGAUUCUCUGGAGCUGAGCUGGAGAAUUUGGUUAACCAGGCUGCCUUGAAAGCUGCUGUGGAUGGGAAGGACAUGGUUACCAUGUGGGAACUGGAGUUCGCCAAGGACAAGAUUCUUAUGGGACCAGAGAGAAGAAGUGUGGAAAUAGACGACAAGAAUAAGACUAUCACUGCUUACCAUGAAUCCGGCCAUGCCAUCAUUGCCUAUUUUACCAAAGAUUCAAUGCCCAUCAACAAAGCGACAAUCAUGCCUCGGGGGCCAACUCUUGGUCAUGUGUCUCUCCUGCCGGAGAACGAUCGGUGGAGUGAGACAAAGUCUCAGCUCUUGGCUCAGAUGGAUGUGAGCAUGGGAGGAAGAGUGGCAGAGGAAAUCAUUUUUGGGCCAGAGAAUAUCACUACAGGGGCUUCAAGUGACUUUGACAGUGCUACAAAAAUUGCAAAGCUCAUGGUGACCAAAUUUGGGAUGAGUGAAAAGCUUGGAGUCAUGACUUAUUCUGAUAUGGGAAAACUGAGCCCAGAAACACAAGCUGCUAUUGAACAAGAAGUUAGAACUCUGCUCAAGGAUUCCUAUGAACGGGCAAAGCUUAUCCUAAAAACUCAUGCCAAGGAGCACAAGAGCCUGGCAGAAGCUUUAUUAUCGCAUGAGACCUUGGAUGCCAAAGAGAUUCAGAUGGUAGUAGAAGGAAAGAAGCUAGAACCAAGAUGAUACAGCCAGGACAGUGUAAUGAACUGUGGACUUCUGGUUUUAUUGUCACUGCAGCAUAACCCAUUCUUUAUUUUCACUUAUUUUUACUUAAGGUAUGCUUUCCGAUUCCUCCAUCUAAAUAUUCAGAUGUCAUCUAUUGCAAUAUGUGGCUGCUCCGAUGUUCCAUUAGGCAGUAUGUUGACAUUAGAGGUCUGUGUAGAGCAGGCGAUGCAGAUAAGCGAGGGAUCUCAG
Molecule: messenger RNA, 2506 nt
Organism: Nanorana parkeri
Lineage: Eukaryota; Metazoa; Chordata; Amphibia; Anura; Dicroglossidae
Gene: YME1L1
Product: YME1 like 1 ATPase
Exons: 19
Coding region: 131-2275 (714 amino acids)
Biological process (GO): protein quality control for misfolded or incompletely synthesized proteins; mitochondrion organization
Cellular component (GO): mitochondrial inner membrane
Molecular function (GO): ATP-dependent peptidase activity; ATP hydrolysis activity; metalloendopeptidase activity
Source: RefSeq, a predicted model, not a curated record